Helianthus annuus (common sunflower) is the source of this 1719-nucleotide messenger RNA. Its product is annotated as WUSCHEL-related homeobox 9. Gene Ontology annotation, biological process: regulation of developmental process. The coding region runs from base 350 to 1519 and encodes 389 amino acids. The transcript is spliced from 5 exons. Gene Ontology annotation, molecular function: DNA binding; DNA-binding transcription factor activity. The record is from RefSeq and is a predicted model, not a curated record. Lineage: Eukaryota; Viridiplantae; Streptophyta; Magnoliopsida; Asterales; Asteraceae.
UCUCUCUCUCACUCUCUCCUCCUCUCUCUCUCUCUCUCUCUCUCUUUGCAACCACAAAACAUCAAAGAUAAACCUUCGACAAAGCAAAGGAGGCAAGAUAAUCAGAACAUGACUAUGAGGGUUAGGUGAGGAGUCUAUGGCUAUAAGAAGAGUUUUUUUUGUUUGCCUAGACCUUUCAUUCUUGUUCACUAAACCUAAAAAGCAGAAAGAACAAAGAAAGCAAAGCAAAAGAUGACCUUUCUGUUGUCUCUGACUUGUUAAGUGUCCUACAAAUUCAUUCAUCAUCAAUCAUUCAUCAUAAUCAUAUCAUAUACAGUAGCAGUCAUAACUAGCUAGUAAGUAAUUUCAGAUGGCUUCAUCAAAUAGGCAUUGGCCUAGUAUGUUCAAAUCCAAGCCCACCUGCAACACUCGCCACCACCACCAAUGGCACUCUAAUGACUCCAACACUCUCCUUUCUUCUGCUUCACCCUGCCACAGAUCUCCUUACACCUCUGGAUGUGAAGAAAGAAGCCCGGAGCCGAAGCCAAGAUGGAACCCGAAACCCGAACAAAUCCGGAUCCUAGAAUCCAUAUUCAACUCCGGAAUGGUGAACCCACCAAGAGAAGAAAUAAGGAAGAUCCGGGCACAACUACAAGAAUAUGGACAAGUUGGUGAUGCCAAUGUUUUCUACUGGUUUCAAAACAGGAAAUCAAGAAGCAAACAUAAAACUCGCAACCUUCAAAAAUCCCAAAACCACCUAUCUCCAACCACUACCAAAGUCACAACACCGUCGUCAUCUUCCUCAUCUGAAAAAUCAUACUCUAAGUCCAUUGACUUCCUUUUAAACUCCCCCACCGCGUCAGUAAACCAGCACUUUUGCGGUGGGGGAGUGGGUGGAGGUUUUCACCACCACCUCACCGAGUUCUCUCAAGAACAACCCUUUUGUUUCCCCGCAGUUCAGCAACCGCAGCCGCAGGUGACGGAUGCGGUUGCAACCACUACUGUGGGGUUUACAGAAGGGUUUUGUUUCUCGGAGUUUGGAAAUGUUGUUAGUCAUGGACAUAAUCAGGGAAAUGUUAUUGAGGCUGUUGAGAGUGGGUCUGGAAUGUUGUUAACUGAUUUGUUGAUGAUGAAUCAACAAAGUGUUAUCCAGAAGAUGAAUGAUAGUAAAUGUGUUGAUGAGAAAACUGUGAAAGCAUCUAGCUAUAAUUAUACAGCACCACUACCUCCUACUUCUGCUGUUCCUAAUCCUACUACAACUACUGUUGCAUCAACUAUUUGUGAUAUUCAAGGUGUGGUGGAACCAAUGCCGGCCGGGAAAUCGACUGUGUUCAUCAAUGAUGUCGCGUUUGAAGUGGCGGUUGGUCCGUUUAACGUUAGAGAGGCGUUCGGUGAUGAUGCGGUGCUGAUCCACUCCUAUGGACAACCGGUGGUGACCAAUGAGUGGGGGGUAACCCUUCAGUCUCUCCAACAUGGUGCAUUUUAUUAUCUGGUGCGUUCGUUCUCAUAUGGCCAGUCCAGCACCAUUGACUUGAUUUAGAAGCCAAAGAGAUGAUGAAAUAGUUUUUGAAGCCAUGUUGAAGAAGAGAUGGUGAAAUAGUUAUAUUUCUUCUUCAAGUGUUUUUAAAUAGUGGUUGUACUUGCACUUCAACUUGGAUCUAGAAGAUAUGUAAGGACUUGUAAUGUAUCACUAACGUGUGUUCAAACUACUUUUAGUUUGUGCUUUACGCAUCUUAUAUU